This is a messenger RNA of Brassica napus (rape), 2471 nucleotides long. RefSeq lists its product as uncharacterized. The transcript has a single exon. NCBI's taxonomy places the organism in Eukaryota, Viridiplantae, Streptophyta, Magnoliopsida, Brassicales, Brassicaceae. The record is from RefSeq and is a predicted model, not a curated record. Bases 660 to 1763 code for a protein of 367 amino acids.
AUGAAAGAAAUAGCACAAAGGAAAAAUCUUCAUAAUAGCAUUCAGGUAAAAUGAAAAAACUACUUCAAAUCUUAAACUAUAUCCUAACUACAAUCAUCUAAAUAGUAAAUUCUAAAUCAUAAUGAUCGUAUACCGUAAACUUAAAUACAAAUUUUCCUUUUUGCUAAAUAUUAUUUUUAAAAUUUUCCAUUUAUAUAUAUUUUGGUACAAAGAUAUAUUUUUUGUUAAUAUUUUAAAGUAUUUAAUAUUUCUCUAUAUUUUUCCAUAUAUAUUGCCACGUCGAACCUUCUAAUUCCAACCAAAGUAUCGCUCCCUCUGUUCUUGGCGCCACCUUUCUUCUUGUUCGGUAGCUCAGUGCUAGUUAUAACGUCCUCCGCUUCUCUCUGUUUCAAUUCUUCUCGCACACACUCGUUCUCCAGAAAAGUCAAAGAAACUCAAAACAUCUUUCUUUCUCAUCGUAUCAUAUCUCUUCGUUAGCCUCAAGCUCCUCCCUCCUCCUCUCUUCUUUCUUCCUCUCCAAGAAAACUCUUUACUUCCCAUGUCUUUGUGAGAUGUUUUCGUCUUGCGUUUGUUGCCUCCUGCUACUCCUCUACAUCAUCUACCUCAUCUUCUCCUUCUUCUACUUCUUCACUCAAGUUCCCCAUGUCCUCCGCGCCUAAAUGGAAGAACAACAUCAACGAGGAGUUCUACGACCUCUCAAGAACACUCAUUCACCUAAAGAAGAUGCACCAACGCGCCAAAAGCGAGAACUAUCUUGCUACUACGGCCUAAGGCAAAACCCAAAGAAGACAACCCACAAAUCUUUCGCGUUAGAAUCGUCAGAACCGAGGAAGAAGAUCUUGUUCAGAUGCGGAGAGUGUGGGAAAGGGUUUCGUUACGAGAAGUGUCUCUCGAAUCAUCAAGCGGGGGCGCAUCUAUCGACGGUACAGAGGGUUUGCGAAGAGUCGAUCAAGAGUCUGUGUGGUAGCUUCAGUCUUGUGAGGAAGAAGAAGAGAUCAUCGAGAGUUGUCAGGUACAAGAAGACUUCGUUUACUACGUUUCUUGGAUCGUCUUCUGUUUUUGGUGAGAGUGAUGAGGAGUUAGAAGUGGCGGAGUGUUUGAUUCUAUUGUCUAAGAGUAGUCCUAAGAUUGUAGUAGACAGAGGGAAACUUGUUGGUGAAGCAACGGAUGCUAUUCCUGAAAGGCUUAAUGGUUACUUGAGAGGCAAGAAAGUGAGAAGAGCUGCUGAAUUUGAAUAUGGGUUUUUGAGGGAAGAGAAAAAGCUUCUGGAAGAAGGGGAGAGUAACGAGAUCGAUCAACAGCUUGUUGGUGAAGCAAUGGAGGCUGUUCCUGAAACGAUUCAUGGUUACUUGAGAGGCAAGAAACUGGAAGAAAGGGUUAGUAUACACGAAGCUUCAAAAGAACCAGCUAGUUUCUUGGGAGGCAGUAGCGAGAUCGAUCAACAGGAACAGAGAAGAGCUUGUGGAUUUGACUCUGUGAUGAUUAGUGGUUACGAAACAUGGAAAGAGGCAGCGAGUUUCUUGGGACACAAGUUUGAGCUUGGAAUAGGAGCUUUGGAGUGUUCUGAUUCAGAUGAUGAGAUUGUUACUGAAUCAUCUGGUAAAGGCAAUGCUGAGCACCAAUGCAGGCUGUGCAGCAAGGUGUUCUCGUCUUACCAAGCUCUUGGUGGUCACCAGACGUCUCACAGGAUGAGCAAAAGCAAGAGCAAGAAGAGCUGCCGAGAGGAAUCAGUAGAGCUUGAUGAUGAUGCAGCGCAAGUGUAGCAAUCUGCUCAAGGAAGGUUCAUGCUUUAGGUUGUCACAGUAAGUACAACACUCUAAAACAGAGCAUGAUGAGGUUAUGCUAAAACUCUGUUUUGAAGUUGUGAAGAGUUAGGUAGUCAAAUUUUUACUCUGUUUUUUAGAUGAGAAAAAAAAAAAAGACAUUUACUUUGAGUUUUAUAAAUUUCUGGUAAAGUUUGAAUCUUUUACAUUCUGAAUCGAAGUUGUACAUAAUGCGAUAAGUCAAGAUCGAGACUUUUUGCUCUGUUUUUGUAACAGAGUUUUUCCUCUGUUUUUCCGAGGAAACUGUUAUGUUCUUUGUUUCAUUAACUCGUAUUUGAUUCUUCCGGUUCGAGUCAAUUUUUGUGGAUUUGAAAAUUUGAAAAGUCUUAAUGGAAUGUGUCGGUUGGGUCUAUGGUAUUCAACAAAACUUUUGAGCAUAUAAAUGAAAUUAAAUAACUACUUUUUUUUUCUUAAUAUGGUAAACGAAAACGACAAAGAGAAUUGUACGUCAUUCUUGUAAUUAAUUUGAAAAAGUCCAUGUGGUGAAAUUGGACCUACCAGGUGAAAAAUAACAUCAAAUCAUUAUGUGUAAUUCACUCAGUUUUCACGUGGACGACGCCAGUUUACUGUGCUCUGGUUUCUUUUCUAGAAGUAUAAAAUAAAGAUUAGCUUCUAAAUGUUAAGAAAUUUUACAAAUUAAGACUUUUA